AUGCCUAGGCGUCGCCCCUACGUGGCUGGAACCACGCCCAUUGAUUUUGUUCCCAUGGACAUAUGGAGCAUGAUAUUCAAAGAGCUGCAGUAUGCAUCUCCCGCAGAAGUCGCUACCGUCCAAUCUUGGAUGGAAGAUGAUGCCAUUCCCCAGCAGACAUUCCUGCCAUACCUUCUUGCAUCUGUUUGCCCCUUAUGGCGGGAUACACUAUACUGCCAGACGACCUUCUGGCGACGCCUGGUUCUCGACAUAAGCUCCACGGUACCCUCCCCGACAUGUCUGGAUAUCGCCCGCAUCUAUGCCCACCAGUCCGGCGGCCAGCCCCUGUACAUUGCGAUAACUCGCAACGAGAAGGCCCAUAUAUCCGCUAUCCUCGUCCACUUACUCCCGCACGCGUCUCGUUGGCAGACGCUGCGUAUCGAUGCCACCGACCAGGACACCUUGCCUACGCAGUUGCAAGCACUUUCCGGAAUCGCUCCUCUUCUCGCCGGCCUGCGCCUGGAGUCUGACAAUCGUAACGCACCACUCCAGUUGCCAUUGCUCUUCAACGACUUUCAGCGGGCGGUCCCUGUCGACCUACCUCUUCUCGAGAUACUUCACUUGGAUGGGCCGAGCUUCUUGGAUACGUAUCUGCUAAGUGCAAAUGCACGAUCAUUGACUUCCGUCACAUCCUUGACUAUUGCUGGAUAUAAGUCGAGUGUUUGUACGGCAUUCAAGAUGAUCGACUUGGUGGCAUUUUUGGUACAGGUCCCGAGAUUGUCCCGCUUGAAACUCGCAGAUAUCGAAUUCCACGAAGACCAGCCGUUUGAGAUGGCUCAAUCUCGCCGGAUAGCUGGAGGUCUCCGCUUGCAGUCGCUCAUACUUGACAGCAUCGGGCAAAUGGCACUGGCGACUCUCUUCACAGCUAUCCAUGACUAUAGAUGCAUAUGGCUUACUUUCAUACGGUGCUAUCCCCACGUACACCUCAACAUCAGCUCCACCGAGCAUCUCCGUAUCGAGCACGCCCCUCCGCGAAUGUUCUUCGGCGCCCCGCUAGCCACUGCUGCCAAUUUCGACGGCAUCAAUAGUCGCGAUCUCACCUUUUCUCACUGCAAUAUCCGCCACGAGAUCGAGGCAAUGUCGAUGCCAAUGUAUGGAAACACAUGGUCGUGCUCACAUGUCACCAAACUACGACUGCACAAUUGCGUCUGCGAUCACCGCAGUAUAUUCAGGGUCUUGUGGGCUCGCCGUGUGGCUCACACGCAGACGGCUUUCGCGGAGCAUGAUAGUCCUUCCUUCGUCGUCGCCUCCAUCAAGUGGCUGUCUGUUCUUAUGAUAGGGGAAGAGUUGUCUGACAAGGAGAAAGAGUGGCUGAAUGCGAACGUCGAGUACGUCGAGUGGAAUGUUUGGGUUGGUGGCUAUGGAAGCCACGCGCGCUAA
Postia placenta MAD-698-R-SB12 is the source of this 1419-nucleotide messenger RNA. RefSeq lists its product as hypothetical. The coding region runs from base 1 to 1419 and encodes 472 amino acids. The record is from RefSeq and is a predicted model, not a curated record. Lineage: Eukaryota; Fungi; Basidiomycota; Agaricomycetes; Polyporales; Adustoporiaceae. The transcript is spliced from 2 exons.